AAUAAACAAUUAUAAAAGAAUACUAUUUACAAUAGCAUUGAAAAAAUUGAAAUACUUGGAGAUAUAUCUGAUGAAAGAUGUGAAAGACUUACACAUUGAAAACUACAAAACAUUUCUGAGAGGAAUUGAAGAAGGCUUAAAUAAAGGUAGAGGUACACCUUGAUGAUGGACCAGUAGACUUGAUAUUGUCAAUUCUCUCAAAAUGAUCUAUGUAUUUGGUGCAAUCUCAGUCAAGAUCCCAAUAUGCUUUUCCCCCCAGAAAUUGACAAAGUAGUUCUAAAAUUCACAUGAAAAGACCUGAAGAAUGAACAGAGUGGGAGGAAUGAACAAAUUUGAACUCAUAUUACCUGACUUCAAGAUUUAUUACAACGCUAUGGUAAUCAGUACAGGGUGGUAUUGUCAUAAAGAUAAAUAAUCAUUUUCUCUUCUGGUCCCUGGUGCUUCGCGAGUCGCGGGCUUCUGUGCAGAGAUGGCCAAGUCCAAGAACCACACCACGCACAACCAGUCCCGAAAAUGGCACAGAAACGGCAUCAAGAAACCCAGAUCACAAAGAUAUGAAUCUCUUAAGGGGGUAGACCCCAAGUUCCUAAGGAACAUGUGCUUUGCCAAGAAGCAAAACAAGAAGGGCCUGAAGAAGAUACAAGCCAACGCCAAGGCCAUAAGCGCUCACGCUGAGGCCAUCAAGGCCCUGGUCAAGCCCAAGGAGCCCAGGCCCAAUAUCCCAAAGGGCGGCAGCCGCAAACUCAGUCAACUUGCCUACAUCGCUCACCCCAAGCUUGGGAAACGUGCUCGUGCCCACAUUGCCAAGGGGCUCAGGCUCUGCCAGCCAAAGACCAAGGCCAAGGCAGAAACCAAGCCCCAGGCUGCAGGUGCGGCUGCAGCUCAGGCUCUCAAAGGGGCUCAGGCUCCUGCCCCCAAAAGUGCCCAGGCUCCCGCUCCCAAAGGUGCCCAGACCCCCACGAAGGCUCCACAGUAGAGGCCUCCGUCUGCGGACGUGAGGACGGAAGGACUGGUGGAACCCCUAGGCUGCUGUCUGCAUGGCGCUGGUGUCCUCCUGUGCUGUUUGUACAAAUAAACCUGCGGCAGGAUCUGUCAAAAAAA
Messenger RNA from Myotis brandtii (Brandt's bat), 1101 nucleotides. Its product is annotated as 60S ribosomal protein L29. The transcript has a single exon. Gene Ontology annotation, cellular component: cytosolic large ribosomal subunit; ribosome. The coding region runs from base 470 to 976 and encodes 168 amino acids. Gene Ontology annotation, biological process: cytoplasmic translation. NCBI's taxonomy places the organism in Eukaryota, Metazoa, Chordata, Mammalia, Chiroptera, Vespertilionidae. The record is from RefSeq and is a predicted model, not a curated record. Gene Ontology annotation, molecular function: structural constituent of ribosome.